This is a messenger RNA of Acanthopagrus latus (yellowfin seabream), 2480 nucleotides long. RefSeq names its product complement C1s subcomponent-like. NCBI's taxonomy places the organism in Eukaryota, Metazoa, Chordata, Actinopteri, Spariformes, Sparidae. Gene Ontology annotation, biological process: complement activation; proteolysis. The record is from RefSeq and is a predicted model, not a curated record. The coding region runs from base 125 to 2209 and encodes 694 amino acids. Gene Ontology annotation, molecular function: calcium ion binding; serine-type endopeptidase activity. The transcript is spliced from 11 exons. Gene Ontology annotation, cellular component: extracellular region.
UACGUUCGCAAAAUAUGUGUGAGAGAGAAAGGGGGGAAGCGGGGAAGGGCGAGGGAUGGAGACUCAAUUAUUGUGAAAAGGGGAAGGAGAGAUUUUACUUCGGGACAGAUUUGAUCGGAUCACGAUGUUGCGAUUAAGCCUCCUGCUUCUCCUGCUCGCACACUUGACGGCCUCCUCCACGCUGCUUGGAUGGGUGGAGUCUCCAGGGUAUCCCAGCGGAUACCUGCCCCAUGCCAGUCUAAACUGGAGCAGGUGUGCCCCCAAAGGUCACACCAUCUCCAUCAGGCUCAUCCACCUGGACCUCGAGGACAGCCAAGACUGUGAAAAUGAUGCGGUGAAGGUCUUUUCAAAUGGAGACCUCAUUUCCGUUCUAUGCGGCAAAAGGGAAUUUGAGGAACUCCAGUCCAUUGUGAAUCCCUUGCUCGUCUCUGCCCCGGGUGGCUGCCUCUCCCUCUCGUUCCACUCUGACUACUCAAACCCCAAGAGGCACACUGGCUUCAGGGGCUUUUAUACUGAUCAAGACUUUGACGAAUGUCAGGACGACCCUGAUAACAGAUGCACACAGUUCUGUCACAACUUCAUCGGAGGGUACUACUGCUCCUGUCGCCAUGGUUACCACCUGGACACAGACAAACACACUUGCACUGUGAGUUGUGCUGAGGAUCUGUCAGGGCUGAAAACAGGUGACAUAUCCAGCCCCUCCUGGCCGGCUCCGUAUGCAGAAAAUGCCAACUGUCAGUAUACCCUGUCUGUAGAGGAUCACCUGCAGCUGGAGCUGCACUUCUCUGACCAUUUUGAUGUGGAACAAAGACCUGAUGGUCAAUGCAUAGACGAACUGAAGAUUGAGACACCCUCUGGGACUCUGGGGCCGUUCUGCGGCCACGCGCCUCCUGCCUCUCCCUUCCUCACUCACUCACAUCAUGUCCGUAUCCACUUCAGCUCUGAUGGCUUUGGCACAAACAAAGGCUUCGCUCUCCACUUUAAGACACAAGACAAGACGUGUCCUACAGCAGUAACCCCGCACUCUACUGCGGCGCCUCAGCAAGCGGAAUAUGUUCAGGGUCAAACAGUCACAGUCACCUGUGACAUUGGCUAUGUAGUUAAUAAUGAAGGCACCCAGACAAUGUCAUCAGAGUACGUGACGACAUGCCAGGCUACGGGAAUAUGGACUCCCAGUUACAUCUGUGAACCUGUGGACUGCGGUAAACCUGACAUUCCAAAAGAUGGCAUCCUUCAUUUGGUGGGCUCGGAAAAUCCCAACACUAAGUACAAAGCUCAGAUCCACGUGAACUGCAGUUCAGACUACUACAAACUGGAAGGAGAUGACACUUUCACUUGCAAUGCCAAUGGUGAAUGGGAAUCAGGGGAUGGCAGAACGGAUAUGUCGAAAUGCACUGAAGUCUGCGGAGAGCCUAAAAAACACCAUUUGAGUACAGGCAGAAUUUUGGGAGGUCAGGAUGCAAACCAGGGAGAAAUACCAUGGCAUCUUUUGAUAAAAGAGCCAAAAAGAGGAGGAGCAUCACUGAUCAACGACCGCUGGGCUGUUACAGCAGCUCAUGUUGUGGAAAAUGUGCCGCAAACCUCUCUGCACCUGUAUGGUGGAGUGGUACACGACAGCUUAACACAUGACCGAUCGUCUGGCAUAGUCGUCAUGAACAGUGAGAGGAUCAUAAUUCAUCCCAACUACAUCCAGAACGUUGCAGACCAAACAAAUUUUGACAAUGACAUCGCUCUAAUCAGAUUUGCUUCCAGGGUGACUUUAGGCCCAAAUCUCCUUCCCAUUUGUCUGCCAGAGGCAAACAGGGGCUUGGUGGACAAUGAGCAAGGCACAGUGUCAGGCUUUGGGUUUACAGUGGAGGGGAACAGAUUUGUCACAUCUUCCAAGCUAAAAUACGCACAUAUUGAGGUAUACCCCCUUACAGAGUGUGAGAACACACCCACCACACCUACCAACAAACGCAUGCACUUCACCAAUAACAUGUUCUGUGCUGGAGCACAGGGAAAGGACAGCUGCAGGAAAGACAGCGGAGGUCCGUUUGUUUCGCCAAUGUUGGCUGAAGGCAAUGAGCCUUAUUAUCUGACCGGCCUUGUGUCCUGGGGAGCCCCCUGUCGACAGAGACAGUACAAGGGCUACUACACCAAGGUGGAGAAUUAUGUAGAUUGGAUUAAGGAGAAAAUAGACGAAACCGAAAAAUCUUUAAGAGGGUAAAGAUGUGGGAGAAAUCACUUUGCAACUAACCAUGGUGAUGUAAUACAUGCCAAGAUGGAUUCAGAUCUGUGAAAUGUAAGUGAAAAUAAAGACUAUAUCUUUGUAAUCAAAUGUACCAACAUAAACAACUCUGAUCACUGACUUUAAAAUUCACUUUAUGACUUUGCUGGUCAUGAAGUGAAUUACUAUUUACUAUUCACUUUUUUGUAUUAAAGGAAUCAACUGCUGAGAAUGUGCAUUUUAACCAACAAUAAAGAGUUUUCUUAAUACA